UUUAUCGUGUAUAGUAUUUUAGAGAUUGUUCAUUAUAUAAAUAGUAUUUUAUUUUAUUUUAUUUUUUUAUGAUUUCACCAUUACAAGGCUACUGUUUGUCAAUUUUUAAUUUCCCCCUAGGGCGAUCAAUAAAGUGUUCCUUACUUGACCUGACUGUACCUUAAGGUUUUUAAUGUUCUUAAAUUCCCUCCCCUUUUAGAGAGGACAAAGACUAAACAUAAUCACAUAUGGCCAAACCCUGUUUUAUGGUGCCUCAGCUGAUAGUUAUAGUCAGCAGAUAUGUCAUCCAAGGCUUAAAUACCAGUCUCGCUGUGAAGCUGAUGCCUCAUAGUUUAGCGGACAGAACAACGCAGACAUUCACAGAGCUGUUUGGUGGAAAUCAUAGGGUUGACAGAGAAAUUUACAUUCAAUCCUAAAGAGGGGAUAGACAACCCAGUGAUGGUCAUCACAGACGAUACAGACUCCAUGUCCACACCCAGCCCUCGCCUGUGUGUGCUCAAGCGAGAGGAAGGGGAGUCUUAUGGCUUCCAUUUGCGGGUGGAAAGGGGGUGCCACGGACACAUAAUCAGAAAUGUAGGUUCAGGGGGGGUGGCAGGGCGCAGCGGCCUUCAGGAUGGAGACAGGCUUCUGGAAGUCAACAACUGCUAUGUUGAUGAUGUUCCUCACCCUGAGGUGGCCAGGAAGAUAAAACUAAGUGGACACCAGUUAUGUUUAUUAGUGUUGGACGGGGAGAUGUAUGAGCAGGCUGUGUCUCGAGGUCAAGACCUCCGAGGUGUGGUCAAAGCACACAAGGGCGAAAGCUCCAAACCACCCAGACUCUGUCACAUCUCCAGGGAGCCUGUCUCAGGGCUUGGCAUCAACUUCACUCCUGUGGAAGGAGAGAAAGGUCGCUUCUCUGUGAGCCUGGUGACAGGAGGGGUAGCUGAGAAGGCUGGAGUGUGUAAGGGGGAUCGCCUAGUGUGGAUGAACGGAGCAGCAGUGUCUGAUCUCACUCACUCUGCACUCACCAGGAUGAUGAAAAAAUGUGGCGAUCACAUCACCAUCCUAGUAAUUGACAGUGAGAGUGAGAAGGAGUACAUGCGACAGAGGAUGCCCAUCCUGCCCAUGAUGGCUAUUCCACAUAACCUACCUUAUAGAGCCAGAAAACUCCACCUGGUCUCUGAUGGAAACUCUGAUGGCUACGGCUUCCUCCUUCGUCUGGAAAGGGCACCGUCAGGACGCCUAGCUCAUGUGCUGCGGGAGGUGGACAGUGGCAGCCCAGCGGAGAAAGCAGGUAUGAUUGAUGGAGAACUGCUGCUGGAGGUCAAUGGAGAGUCAGUGGAGUCACUGAAGCAUGAGGCCAUUGUGAACAUAGUGAGAGAGAGUGGAGAACACGUCUAUCUCACAACCAUCACUCCCCAGGGGCUUGAGUUUUACACCCAGUUGGGUCUAUCCCCUCUUAUCUUCUGUAAGGAGGAUGCUGAGAAAGAAAAGGAGAUUAAUGUGCCAGUCUGUGCAGCAGAGCAGUCACUACUAAAGGACAUGGAUGACUCGCCCAAAUCCAGACUCUGUUCUCUCCAAAAAGGCCCUUUGGGUUUCGGUUUCAACUUCAGCUGUGUCAUGCAGAAUGCUGGGACAAUCAUCAGCCAGGUGGCUUUGGGAGGCGCAGGAGAGAAAGCAGGACUACUUGAGGGUGAUGUGGUGAUGGAAGUCAAUGGACAAAAUGUGGAGGAUAAAUCCCUGGAGGAUGUGAUUAUGCUUGUGAAGGAAGGAGGGCGUUCUCUUUCCUUACUAGUCAUGGAUAAGACUAGCUAUGACAAGUCGAAAGAGACUGACACACCUACUAGAGAUGCCACUGACAGUGAGGAGGAAGAAACUGAGAUAUCAUCUUUGUGAGAGAUUCAAACAACCCUGAUGACACCAUUAACUAAGCUAUACCAGAAACUUGUCUCAUAUGAUUAUUAUUAAUAUUAUUAUUGUUAUCAUUACAUUGGCCUGGAUAUAAUCUCAGAUCUGCAGAGAAAUCCAUGUGAUGAUACAGAUAAAAUAAGCAAAAUGAAAAUCAGAUGAAGGUGUAACCGUGUCAGUUGGACUAACACAAAGAAAUUCGGUAAUGUGUAUAUUUAUGUGUGAUAUGAAAAUGUCAUUGUAUUCAGUAUUAUCCAUCUACAGAUGUUGAACCGUUAGUCUUAAGACACAUUUUAUUAUCUAAAUCAUAUGAAAUACUUUGCAUUGUAAAAUUCAGAGGAAAUAAAAUGAUACACAUC
Molecule: messenger RNA, 2246 nt
Organism: Scomber japonicus (chub mackerel)
Lineage: Eukaryota; Metazoa; Chordata; Actinopteri; Scombriformes; Scombridae
Gene: nherf4b
Product: NHERF family PDZ scaffold protein 4b
Exons: 11
Coding region: 439-1875 (478 amino acids)
Biological process (GO): protein localization to plasma membrane
Cellular component (GO): apical plasma membrane
Molecular function (GO): protein binding; protein-membrane adaptor activity
Source: RefSeq, a predicted model, not a curated record